CUCUCCAGGCGAGACUCGGGACCGCUCUCCGGGAGAGGCCGCGCGUCUGGAGCUGGAGGACGGAGGUCGGAGUUGCCGAGUGGCCUCUGGGAGCAAGGGCGUUCUCCCGCGCCGCCGAGCUGGAGCUGGAAGGGGCGUUGCGUGAGGCCGAGGCCGGGGCCGGGGCCUCUGUGUUCCGGCACCGGCUCCUCCAGAAGCAGGAGCCCGAGGCGGUGGCGGUCUCGGGGCUACGAGGCCGAGCCCGGAGCCUGCGGCGCUGGUUCACCACGCUGAUCCUGUAUCUGGCCUUCCUGGGGCUGGACUCCUUUUGUACUAAAGAUGACUAUUUUAACAGUAUUGAAAAGGGAACAACUGUUGCUGUACUAGGACCUACGUUUCAAGAUCUGGCCAAUAAUGUGAACCACAAUAUCAGCAGUCUUUCUGAAAUAUUUGUGGGUCGUGCUGUUGGAUAUCUGUGUGGUUCUGUGAUUGGAGGAGUUCUUCUGGACUGUAUGAAUCAGUUUUUGUUUUUGGGACUAUCCAUGCUGGCAAGCACAGUUGGUCUUUAUCUUACUCCAUUCUGCAAGCAAGCAGUACUGCUGAUUGUCAUGAUGUCUGUCUUUGGCCUUUCGUUUGGUGCUCUGGAUACAGGUGGGAAUGUCCUCAUCUUGGCUCUUUGGGGGGACAAGAGCCCCCCAUACAUGCAGGCCUUACACUUCAGUUUUGCCCUGGGUGCCUUCCUGGCUCCCCUGCUGGCUAAACUGGCCCUGGGCCCCACAGUGUCUGCUGACAACCACACAGAGCCCAACUUUCUCCCUCCAGCCCUGAACCGGUCAUCUGAAGCUGCCUCAGUCUCCCUACUCGGAGCGCCCCAUGACAUGAACUUACUGUGGGCUUAUGCUUCCAUCGGCACCUAUAUUCUCAUAGUUUCUCUGUUUUUCUUUGUUCUGUUCUUCAUGAAGAGCUCAAGGCAGAGAAAAUCAACAGCAGCAUCUGCUCAGGAAUCUCGAAGAGCUAAAUACCACAAGGCCCUUCUCUGUCUCCUUUUUAUAUUCUUCUUCUUCUAUGUUGGAGCUGAGAUAACAUUCGGCUCUUACAUUUUCUCCUUUGCCACCACCCACGUUGGCAUGGAUGAAAGAGAAGCAGCUGGCUUGAACUCCAUCUUCUGGGGGACCUUCGCAGCCUGCCGGGGUCUGGCAAUCUUCUUUGCAGCAUGUUUGCGACCUGCCACCAUGAUUGUGCUGAGCAACCUUGGCAGCCUGACCUCCUGUUUGUUUCUGGUGCUUUUUGACAAGAGCCCCCUUUGUCUGUGGAUAGCAACCUCCGUGUAUGGGGCCUCUAUGGCCACCACUUUUCCCAGUGGUGUUUCUUGGAUUGAACAGUACAGCACCAUCAGUGGCAAGUCUGCUGCAUUUUUUGUGAUUGGCGGUACUCUGGGAGAAAUGGCAAUUCCUGCAGUAAUUGGAAUUCUUCAAGGGGAGUAUCCAGAUUUACCAGUAGUUCUGUACAUCUGUUUGGGGUCAGCGAUCUGCACUGCUGUUUUAUUUCCUGUGAUGUAUAAACUAGCUACCUUGCCUUUGAAUCACCAGAGAAAAAGAAACAGGAAGAACAAAGACCAGAAAGCUUUGGCAUUUAAUUUUGGGUUAUAAAGGAACAAGAUGAGGGCUCAGGCCUCCAGGAAAGAGUAGCUAUAGUCCUAGAUACUCAGAAGAUUGAGAUCUAGGAUCACAGUUCAAAGCUAGACUUGGCAGAAAAGUCCAGAGUCUACCAUGAACCACCACUGUGUACAAACAAUAGGAUCUUGUCAUGAGACUCCUUGGCCCAUGGCUGGUUUUGUAAUCUUGAAUGGUCUCCACCUUUGAGAACAGGAAGGCAUUUGCGAUUGAGAAUUGGUGGUGCUAGAGGGGAAUGGAGAGGAUUUUCUAAGUAAAUGAUCCUUGUUCUGAGAAUUAGGGAGAACUGUUUCUUCAUGAAAGAGCAUACUAGAAGGAACUUUUUUUUUUUUAACUCAACACAGAGUUAGACUAAAGAAUACUAAGGGCUCAUUAAAAUUUUUCUAUAAAAACACUUCACAGGACCUACAAGACCUGCCUGAAGAUGUGGCUGUGCCAUCUAGGGCUAUACUAAGCACUUUACUUUACAGUAACUUACCUAAUUUCCUGAUCUGUAAUCCUAGAAAUCAAAAUGAGAUGAUUUACAAGCAGAAAAGUUUGAAGUUUGUGUAAGAUUUCUGCUGUAGCAUCCUCUUUAUUUCAAAUGGAAAUCUAACUAACAUGAUAAAUGUCUUUAAGAUUAUGGUACUGAUAGUGAAUGCAUAUCAAAUGAAUAUGUUUAAUGUUUAGUUCAUUCUUGUUAAUAAUUGACUGAAAAAUA
This is a messenger RNA of Perognathus longimembris pacificus (Pacific pocket mouse), 2352 nucleotides long. Its product is annotated as sodium-dependent glucose transporter 1C-like. The record is from RefSeq and is a predicted model, not a curated record. NCBI's taxonomy places the organism in Eukaryota, Metazoa, Chordata, Mammalia, Rodentia, Heteromyidae.